Phacochoerus africanus (Common warthog) is the source of this 4481-nucleotide messenger RNA. It is a transcript of the gene TNPO1, whose product is annotated as transportin 1. The record is from RefSeq and is a predicted model, not a curated record. Lineage: Eukaryota; Metazoa; Chordata; Mammalia; Artiodactyla; Suidae. The coding region runs from base 162 to 2834 and encodes 890 amino acids. Gene Ontology annotation, cellular component: nucleus; cytoplasm. The transcript has 25 exons. Gene Ontology annotation, biological process: protein import into nucleus. Gene Ontology annotation, molecular function: small GTPase binding; nuclear import signal receptor activity.
AGAUUGCAAAUUCGCGGUGACUCAGUCCGGUCGGCUCCUUGCGCUCGGCGGCCGCGGCGGUAGCAGCAGCAGCAGACGUUGGCGGCCGAGCGGCUGGGAUCAGUUCCCCUGGCUUUCACCGUCUGAGACUUCCCUCGGGGCACCCCAGGAAGCAAACCAAGAUGGAGUAUGAGUGGAAACCUGACGAGCAAGGGCUUCAGCAAAUCCUGCAGCUGCUGAAGGAGUCUCAGUCCCCAGACACCACCAUCCAGAGAACCGUGCAACAAAAACUGGAACAACUCAAUCAAUAUCCAGACUUUAACAACUACCUGAUUUUUGUUCUUACAAAACUAAAAUCUGAAGAUGAACCCACAAGAUCAUUGAGUGGUCUUAUUUUGAAGAAUAAUGUGAAAGCACAUUUUCAGAAUUUCCCAAAUGGUGUAACAGACUUUAUUAAGAGUGAAUGUUUAAACAAUAUCGGUGACUCCUCUCCUCUGAUUAGAGCCACUGUAGGUAUUUUGAUUACAACUAUAGCCUCCAAGGGAGAAUUGCAGAAUUGGCCUGACCUCUUACCAAAACUCUGUAGCCUCUUGGAUUCUGAAGAUUACAACACUUGUGAGGGAGCAUUUGGAGCUCUUCAGAAGAUUUGUGAAGAUUCUGCUGAGAUUUUAGAUAGUGAUGUUUUAGACCGUCCUCUCAACAUCAUGAUUCCCAAAUUUUUACAGUUCUUCAAGCACAGCAGUCCAAAAAUAAGGUCUCAUGCUGUUGCAUGUGUCAAUCAGUUUAUCAUAAGUAGAACUCAAGCUCUGAUGUUGCACAUUGAUUCCUUUAUUGAGAAUCUUUUUGCAUUGGCUGGUGAUGAAGAACCAGAGGUACGGAAAAAUGUGUGCCGGGCACUUGUGAUGUUGCUUGAAGUUCGAAUGGAUCGCCUGCUUCCUCACAUGCAUAAUAUAGUUGAGUACAUGCUGCAGAGGACCCAAGAUCAAGAUGAAAAUGUGGCUUUAGAAGCCUGCGAAUUUUGGCUCACUUUGGCUGAGCAACCAAUAUGCAAAGAUGUACUCAUAAGGCAUCUUCCCAAGUUGAUUCCUGUGUUAGUUAAUGGCAUGAAGUACUCAGAUAUAGAUAUUAUCCUACUUAAGGGUGAUGUUGAAGAAGAUGAAACAAUUCCUGAUAGUGAACAGGAUAUAAGGCCACGUUUUCAUCGAUCGAGGACAGUCGCGCAGCAGCACGAUGAAGAUGGAAUUGAAGAGGAAGAUGAUGAUGACGAUGAAAUUGAUGAUGAUGAUACAAUUUCUGACUGGAAUCUAAGAAAAUGUUCUGCAGCCGCCCUAGAUGUUCUCGCAAAUGUGUACCGUGAUGAGCUUUUGCCACAUAUUUUGCCCCUUUUGAAAGAAUUACUUUUUCAUCAUGAGUGGGUUGUUAAAGAAUCAGGCAUCUUGGUUUUAGGAGCAAUUGCUGAAGGUUGCAUGCAAGGCAUGAUUCCAUACCUACCUGAGCUCAUUCCUCACCUUAUUCAGUGCCUCUCUGAUAAAAAGGCUCUUGUGCGUUCCAUAACGUGCUGGACUCUUAGCCGCUAUGCACACUGGGUAGUCAGCCAGCCCCCAGACACGUACCUGAAGCCAUUAAUGACAGAACUGCUGAAGCGUAUCCUGGAUAGCAACAAGAGAGUACAAGAAGCUGCCUGCAGUGCCUUUGCUACCCUAGAAGAGGAGGCUUGUACAGAACUUGUUCCUUACCUGGCUUAUAUACUUGAUACCUUGGUCUUUGCAUUUAGUAAAUACCAGCAUAAGAAUCUACUCAUUCUUUAUGAUGCCAUAGGAACAUUAGCAGAUUCAGUAGGACAUCAUUUAAACAAACCUGAAUAUAUUCAGAUGCUGAUGCCUCCACUGAUCCAAAAAUGGAACAUGUUAAAGGAUGAAGAUAAAGAUCUUUUCCCUUUACUUGAGUGCCUAUCAUCAGUUGCCACAGCCCUGCAGUCUGGCUUCCUUCCAUACUGUGAACCUGUGUAUCAACGUUGUGUAAACCUAGUACAGAAGACUCUUGCACAAGCCAUGCUGAACAAUGCUCAACCAGAUCAAUAUGAGGCUCCUGAUAAAGAUUUUAUGAUAGUGGCUCUUGAUUUACUCAGUGGCCUGGCUGAAGGACUUGGAGGCAACAUUGAACAGCUAGUAGCCCGAAGUAACAUUCUAACACUAAUGUAUCAGUGCAUGCAGGAUAAAAUGCCAGAAGUUCGACAGAGUUCCUUUGCCCUGUUAGGUGACCUGACAAAAGCUUGCUUUCAGCAUGUUAAGCCCUGUAUAGCUGAUUUCAUGCCAAUAUUGGGAACCAACCUAAAUCCAGAGUUCAUUUCAGUCUGCAAUAACGCCACAUGGGCAAUUGGAGAAAUCUCCAUUCAAAUGGGUAUAGAGAUGCAGCCUUAUAUUCCUAUGGUGUUGCACCAGCUUGUAGAAAUCAUUAACAGACCCAACACACCAAAGACGUUGUUAGAGAAUACAGCAAUAACAAUUGGUCGUCUUGGUUACGUUUGUCCUCAAGAGGUGGCCCCCAUGCUACAGCAGUUUAUAAGACCCUGGUGCACCUCUCUGAGAAACAUAAGGGACAAUGAGGAAAAGGAUUCAGCAUUUCGUGGGAUUUGUACCAUGAUCAGUGUGAAUCCCAGUGGAGUAAUCCAAGAUUUUAUAUUUUUUUGUGAUGCUGUUGCAUCAUGGAUUAAUCCAAAAGAUGAUCUGAGAGACAUGUUCUGUAAGAUCCUUCACGGAUUUAAAAAUCAAGUUGGGGAUGAAAAUUGGAGGCGUUUCUCUGACCAGUUUCCACUUCCCUUAAAAGAACGUCUUGCAGCUUUUUAUGGUGUUUAAUCUCAUACACUUAGGCUGCAGUCUCAAAAUUAGGGGUCCUUCAGUCUUGGAGACUAUGAGGGAGCCUCUGCACCCAGGGAAAAUGUUACCCUUUACAGGGGGGAAGGGUAAACCAGUAGGGAAUACAGUACAAUCCCAACCCUACUGGGAGGGGCGGGAGGGAGGUGUUGCCGUCACUGUAUUAAGUCGAUGUGGGAAACGUUUUACCAUCUGGAGCUUUUGUGGGUGGAAAUCUGUCUCCAAUUACAACUCUGCACUGGAUGUGAAGAAGCAAAAACAAAACACAACCUAUUCGAUCUACUCAUAAAACAGUACAUUCUGGAAUAUUAUGGGGAAUUGUACCAAAACAAGAACCAUAUAAAUGAUGCAUAGGGCUAAGAAAGAGGAAAAAUUCCAUAGUGCACAAUAAAGGAAACCAAGAAGGGGGUUACAAAACAGUAAAGGUUUUUUUUGUUUGUUUUUUUAAUUUAAAGGUUUUUAUAAAAUUUCCCACAUGACGGGGCCUUGUUUUUGCAUGCUGAUGAGGAACUACACAGAUGAAGCUAAUAGAGUUAAGAUCAGCUUGCCUACCCAUAGUAGAAGGUUCUUGGAAGUUACAAUUUAAGGUACCCCAAAAAGUUGGAAAUAAAACGAAACAAAUUUAAACAAUGAAGCACCCCAUGAAAUGCCAAAUGAGUCACUCCUUUUACCUUUGUAGGGUGGGCAGGGAGGGAGGAAUAAAUGGGGUUGGGCAUAUCAAACUAAAGAUUGACAUCUUGAUUUUGCAUUAAAACAUUAAUGUAGUGGAUAUAAUUUGAUGGUUGUAUUUCAUUAGAUUUAAUUUCUAGGCCAAGAUGUUAUUUUUAAAGUGCAGUUUAAGGUUCAGGCAUGCAUUCUGGCUCAUAGUGAUUGAAAGUACUUAAAUUAGUGGGAAAGUAGCAUGCUUGCAUCACAUAGAGUGAGAUUGGUAUUCAGUUACCUCUGUUGCGCCAGUUUGUGUUGCAGUUUACCAAUUCAAUAUAGCCCUGCAUUUAAAAUUCCUUUUUAAGAUUUGUGAAUUUUAUUUUUAUUAAGAAUAUAGAUAUAAAGUACUGUAGUUUACAGCUAGGCCUUGAAAUACUUUUUAGGAUCUGUUAGGAAUAAGAUUGAUAUUGUAUUGUGUGUAACCUGCACAAUGUGGAAAGCUGAUAUACCUGUGCAAAAUCUUUGCCUCUGUGCUGUCAGUGUGAUGUGCUUUCUGCAUGGUUAUAUACUACUAGUGAUUUUAUCAAAACUUCUAAAACUUAAAUUACAUGGUAAAAGAUCUGUAAGAGGCUGCAUAAAUGUUAGUUGGCACAUAAAGACAAUUGUAGAAGUUGAAGACAUGAUUGCUAUAUUUCAAUGUUUAUUCCCACUCAACAUAUUGCCUUCUAAGCUUUCUUUUUUUUUGUUCAAAGCAUGAUCUUAAAGAUAUGUUUAAGUUAAUGGAUGUAAUGCAGGGUUCCUACACUGUAUUGGCGCAUGUUGGUGGCCCUCUGUGCCCUAGAUAUAUGCACACAGGGUGCAAGUAAAAAGCUACAGAGUGAAAGUUGGUUUGGAUCCUCUUCAUUUCAUUUGUUUAGCUUUUCUGUUAUUUUUCUCUACUUACAUGUAUUCCUGUGAAUAAAUCCUUGUUAAGUUAACCCUUUA